ACAAACCAACAAACUUGGCAAACAAGGAAAGAAACCUGUUAGCCAUAAGACAUGUUACAAAUCCAUCAACAUCCAGUAGCUGUAGACUUCAGAAGAAAAAACUUUUCAGAAAUUUUGUCAAAACAGACAGGUCAGUGAUAAAUAAUUCCUCUAGUAAUAGGGUUAGGCUGGAAACUAAUCAUAAUUAAAACAAAUUGGAUCUGAAUGAAGUUUAUCUCCAUUAAAAAAUAAAAACUUCUGAAAAUAUUAAAUUAGAAUUUUCUUCAGAUUUUCAUUUCCCUAUCCAGCAGAAAGCAAAUAUCUUUCAACAUUUAUGCCAGCUUUUCUCAUGUCUUAGACAUUGCCAAGAGCAACCUUACUUGAAACAACUUGGUAUUUUUGUUGGAAAUGUACAUCAGUAUAAGUUAAAGUGAUUUUUAAGAUCUACUCCUUAGUGAUAUACUGAGUACUUAGCAUCUGCACCUACCUGGACACAGUUCUCAAAAACUCCUCGGAAAGAAAGACAGUACUCAGGAAUAAUGUCCAUUCAGGAGAAAUCAAAAGAAAAUGCCUCCAAAGUUACUAAAGAAGGUGAAGAUGAGAGUUUAGAACAAGAAAUUGAAGGUUCUCAAAACAGUCCAGCAAAGAAAUCUGGCUCCAAGGAAGCUGUAAAGGCACCGGUUAGAUUUUCCAACAAAAGUAAAAUACAUCAGUCUGAAUUUGGAAUGCGAAUGAGUACAAGGUCAGCAUCAUGUUCAGCCGAUAAAAAUGCUACUAACUCCAUUAAUAAAAAUAUAGUAACUGUGAAGGGACAAUCUCAAGAAUCUUCAAAAAAGAAAAAAUUAUGUCAGGAAAAAUUAUCACUUGGAACCUUCAAAGGGAAUGAACAACUUAACCGCAGAUCACAAAGACUACAACAGUUAACAGAGUGUGCAACCAGGUCUUUGCGCAGUAGAGAGAUUCAGGGUCAAAUUCCAACAGUUAAACAGAAUUUGCAACCAGCAAGAAGAGAACAGUGUAACAGUACUCCAAGUAAAUGUAAUAAAGUUAAAGUAAAUCAAAAGCAUGUGAAAAGAAAAGUGCUUGAAAUAAAGUCUGAUUGUAAGGAGGACAGACAUUCAGUUACAAAUGAAGUAGUAAAUUCUCCCAAAGGAAAGAAGCGCAAAGUACAGCAUCAGACAACUUCUACUUGUAGUUCUCAGUGUAACCAAGGGUCUGAAAAAUGGUUCCAGAAGAUUAGUAAAAAAGAGGAAAUAAAACCUGUGCCUGUAACUGCUGAGAUUAGAAAAUUAAAAGCAGCUACUUCAGUGGUCUCUAAAAAGAACGAACUGAGGAAAUCUGCUCAUAUACAAGUGAGUCCUAGCACAAACCUCCCUCACAUCCCACUGCCAUUAGUGCCUGAACACAGUGCCGACCAUGAAUCGGAGCAAGCUGGAAAGAACAAAAGAGGUAGCAUUCUCCAACUUUGUGAAGAAAUUGCUGGUGAAAUUGAAUCAGAUACUGUAGAGGUAAAAAAGGAAUCAUCGUGUGUGGAAAGUGUAAAUGAGGAGAAGCCUGCAGAAGUAAAAUUGAAAGGGACUGAUGCUGAAAGACAAGUACUCCAUCAUAAAGAAACCAACCAAGAUGUGCAGUGUAACCGUUUCUUCCCCAGUAGGAAAACAAAGCCUGUGAAAUGCAUACUAAAUGGAAUAAAUAGCUCAGCUAAGAAGAACUCCAACUGGACUAAAAUUAAACUCUCAAAAUUUAACUCCGUGCAGCAACAUAAACUGGACUCUCAAGUGUCUCCUAAGUUGAGCUUAUUACAAACUGGUCUGUCAACAUCAGUUCUAGAAAUGCCUCAUCCAGUGUCUCAAAGAACAUUGUUAGAGAUGAAACCGCAUGGUAAUGUAACUUGCCAACAGGAUAAAAUGAAAGGAAUUAAAUCUGAAGAAGUUAAAAUUAAUAAUAUUGCAGUUGAAAUUAAUAAAGCUACAAAAAGGGCUCCUGGAAAUGGUAAUUUGGAUAAUCAUAUUAAACCCUCUCCUGACUCAUCAUUGGAUAAUGACAUGAAACAUUCUUGUGAGUCAGCACCAGAUCAGAAUUUCAGCAUAUGUUCAGCGUCUGAGGUGGAGACUAAGCCAUUAGAAAACACUGCUGCCGUUUCAACUCUUCUCAGUCAAGCUAAGAUUGAUGGGGACAGAAACUUUCCAGGUCCAGCUCCUAAUCAGCAGCAGCACAGUGCACUCAGUAAAGCAGCACCUGUCAGCAGAAAGAACAGGGAUAUACCACCAAAUCAUUCUCAGCUGAAGUGUGAUUCUCAUUUGGAGAUAACAAUUCCAAAGUCCUUGAAACUGAAAGACUCUGAGAAAGUGGAUGAAAAACAGCUGAUCAUAGAUGCAGGACACAAAAGAUUUGGAGCAGUGUCCUGUAAUAUCUGUGGAAUGCUCUAUACAGCUUCAAAUCCAGAAGAUGAAACCCAGCACCUGCUUUUCCACAACCAGUUUAUCAGUGCUGUAAAGUAUGUGGGCUGGAAAAAAGAAAGAAUUCUUGCUGAAUAUCCUGAUGGUAGGAUAAUAAUGGUUCUUCCUGAAGACCCAAAGUAUGCCUUGAAAAAGGUUGAUGAAAUUAGAGAGAUGGUUGACAAUGAUCUGGGUUUCCAACAGGCUCCAUUGAUGUGCUAUUCCAGAACUAAGACACUUCUCUUUAUUUCUAAUGACAAAAAAGUAGUUGGUUGCCUAAUUGCAGAACAUAUCCAGUGGGGCUAUCGAGUUAUAGAAGAGAAACUUCCAGUUAUCAGGUCAGAAGAAGAAAAAGUCCGAUUUGAAAGGCAAAAAGCAUGGUGCUGCUCAACGUUGCCAGAGCCUGCAAUAUGUGGGAUCAGUCGGAUAUGGGUAUUCAGCAUGAUGCGGCGAAAGAAGAUAGCUUCUCGCAUGAUUGAAUGCUUAAGGAGUAACUUUAUUUACGGCUCAUAUUUGAGUAAAGAAGAAAUCGCUUUCUCAGAUCCCACUCCUGACGGAAAGCUGUUUGCAACACAGUACUGUGGCACUGGUCAGUUUCUGGUCUAUAAUUUCAUCAAUGGACAGAAUACCACCUAAUGCAGAUCUGGCUUAUUGUGCCAGAAGACAUCUUCUGAAGAGAAAGGAAUGGUUGCUGACUUUAUCCAGGAACUAGGGCCAUUUUUUUUACAAAUGAACUCAGGACUGGCAACAACCGUAUGGUUGUUCCAUUUUCAUAAAAUUGGAAACAAUGCAGUAAUAGCUUAUUAUUGUUUUGUUUUUUAAAAGAAGAUAUUUUAUUAUCUUUUACAGAAAUUUAUGAUUGUAUUUUAUCUAUAGUUAUUUAGACAUGUUUACAUGCAGCAGAUAAUUGUUCAUAGUGGACUGAAGAUUAAUGCAAGGACUAUGGUCUCAGUGAUAAGUAUAUUUUGAAGUUCUUAAUAUGGAAAUAUACCAGUGUAGCUUGGUACUGUAUUUUUUUAUAUUGAUCUGCUGAUACCAGUUAUAGGUUUAAAGAUUGUAUUUUCAAAGUGAAAACCAAUGCUUUUGAGUUACCAUUCAAAGAGAGUACAGUAUUACACACUUAAGAAUUUGAAGUUACUAAAGUAUACUCUAAGGAGACCCCACAGAAAAGGAGACCCCACAGAAAAGGAGACCCCACAGAAAAGGAGAGCUCCAGUGAAAGACCGUGUAUAGUAGAGAGUGUCUCCAUUGCUUAUGUUUCCGACACUGAUGGUGGAAAGGGAAGGUCUCUGUGUGGAGCCAUAAAUGACUAGAGUCACAAAGAACUACAGAAUAGUUGUAAACUAAAUGUGGAUGGCUUGGUAUCUGCGUUGUUAUCCCUCAGAAAUACUGCACUGAGUGUACGCCCUCAUUACUGGACUUCAUCUUGAUACUUGUCUGUCCUUCCUGGUGCCCUCUACUUUUAAAGGGUGAUAUGUCGAAAAACUGCUGUGGCCUUUUAUGACUUGUAUAUAAUGUAGAAUAAAAUAAUAAAGUACUUGAUGGCUUUUUCUAAGUGAUAAA
Mastomys coucha (southern multimammate mouse) is the source of this 3980-nucleotide messenger RNA. It is a transcript of the gene Esco1, whose product is annotated as establishment of sister chromatid cohesion N-acetyltransferase 1. The record is from RefSeq and is a predicted model, not a curated record. Gene Ontology annotation, molecular function: protein-lysine-acetyltransferase activity. Gene Ontology annotation, cellular component: chromatin; nucleus. The transcript is spliced from 9 exons. The coding region runs from base 519 to 3053 and encodes 844 amino acids. Gene Ontology annotation, biological process: mitotic sister chromatid cohesion. NCBI's taxonomy places the organism in Eukaryota, Metazoa, Chordata, Mammalia, Rodentia, Muridae.